Molecule: messenger RNA, 1341 nt
Organism: Exaiptasia diaphana
Lineage: Eukaryota; Metazoa; Cnidaria; Anthozoa; Actiniaria; Aiptasiidae
Exons: 1
Coding region: 1-1341 (446 amino acids)
Source: RefSeq, a predicted model, not a curated record
AUGUGCUCACUUCUCCUUGGACGGUGUACCACUAAGACCUAUUGUAAGUUAUGUGGGUUCCCUACUUACCAACUCUCGAAGCACCUGGUCAAAAUAAUAUCCCCCUUAGUAGGUAACUCUGAUCAACACCUCAAGAAUACCAAGGAAUGGGUAGAUCUAGCCAGUACUCUAACAUUAGCUAGUGACGAGGAACUUGUCUCAUUUGACGUUGUUUCAUUGUUCACCUCUAUACCAACUGAUAUAGCUGUCACUGCCGCUAAUGAUAGAUUACAACAGGAUCCAAGUCUCCAUGAUAGAACACGUUUGACCACGUCUGAUAUAACCUCACUAUUGUCUUUUGGUCUAAAUUCCACUGAAUUCAGCUAUAAUAACAAGUACUACAGGCAGAUACAUGGUACAGCUAUGGGGUCACCUAUAUCUGUAGCUGUCGCAAACCUUGUAAUGGAAGUGAUCGAAUCUAGAGCUCUCUCGACGUUUCUUGAACCACCUAGAAUCUUCAAACGUUAUGUCGAUGAUACAAUCUGUGUUAUCAAGAAGAGCAAUAUCGAUGACUUCCACAAGCACCUAAAAGAACAGGACAAGGACAACAUCGACUUCACCAUUGAACGAUANACUUUCGACCUAACAAAAGGUACCUACUGCCCCUACAGAAAGCCGAACAACGAACCACUGUACAUCAACACAAAGUCUAACCACCCGCCUAACAUAUUAAAGCAACUUCCAGCAUCCAUCAACCGCCGCAUCUCCGACAACUCAUGCAACGAACACGAAUUUAACAAGGCCAAACCAAUCUACGAAACUGCUCUGAAAGCCAGCGGACACUCUGCAACACUAAUAUACAACAAAGACAAUCAACCAGCACGCCCCCGACGCAACAGACAAAGAAACAUUAUAUGGUACAACCCUCCUUUCAGUAAAAACGUUAAGACGAACAUUGGCAGAACAUUCCUGAAACUCAUAUCUAAGCACUUCCCGAACCAGCAUAAAUACCACAGCCUCUUCAACAAAAAUAACGUAAAAGUCAGCUACAGCUGUAUGGACAACAUGAAAACAGUUAUCAACAAACACAACAUGAAAGUAACAAACGCCGACAACAACGCCAAYGCAACCACCGGAGAACAAUGCAACUGCCGCAAUAAAGACCAAUGCCCGCUAGACAACAAAUGCUUAACUACCAGUGUAAUCUACAACGCGCAAGUCACAACCAGCAACACAACCACGCAAGAACUACAUCGGACUGACAGAAGGAACAUUCAAACAAAGAUUCUCGCAGCAAAUCUACAUUCAAACACAGAAAACACUUCAACAGCACCGAACUUUCUAAGUUCAUCUGGCAACUAA